Molecule: messenger RNA, 1641 nt
Organism: Syngnathus typhle (broad-nosed pipefish)
Lineage: Eukaryota; Metazoa; Chordata; Actinopteri; Syngnathiformes; Syngnathidae
Gene: tmem203
Product: transmembrane protein 203
Exons: 2
Coding region: 354-770 (138 amino acids)
Biological process (GO): intracellular calcium ion homeostasis
Cellular component (GO): endoplasmic reticulum
Source: RefSeq, a predicted model, not a curated record
CCACCAUACUAUUGCAUGGUAUUCUCGCGAUGUUGCCGUAACGGUGAGAUAAAAAAAUGACGAUGCUAAUGCUGUGUUAGCAUUGUGCAUUGUCGCUUUUCCACAACUAAAUGGAAAAGACAGCACUCCACUCCGAUUGAGGAGUGUUUUCUGAUAUCCAGAGACUCGGAGUACAUCUUGCAUCUGGAUGGAUUCAGAGAUGUAGCCAAAAGUGAAGUGUCUCUUAUGAGCUUUAUGACCUCCCUCGACCAGACACAUCUGGCAAGUCUUAACUCCUCCUAGGUGGCAUCUACUCAGGACACCAGUUGUUUUUCAACAGUACAUAUCUAACUGAACAUCCAGAUUUCUCCACCAUGCUGUUCUCUUUACGCGAACUUGUUCAGUGGCUAGGCUUUGCCACUUUUGAACUCUUUCUUCACUUACUGGCGUUGCUGGUUUUCAGCAUGCUGGUUGCCCUUCGUGCUGACAUGUUCACCCCCACGUUAAGCUGGUGGCUGGUGUUUGUCCCCUUGUUUGCCGCUGACGGUCUCAGCACCUACUUCACAGCUAUAGUAUCCAUCCGGCUUUACCAGGAGAAUGAGAAGCGCCUGGCAGUGCUGCGGCUGCUUUGGGUGCUAACGGUGCUCAGUCUGAAGCUGGUGUGUGAGGUGCUGCUGUGCCAAAAGUUGGCGGAGCAAGAACAAGCCAGAGACCUUUGGUUUGGCCUCAUCGUCUCACCACUCUUCAUCCUUCUGCAGCUGCUGAUGAUACGAGCAUGCCGAGUGAACUGAGGAGGUGGUUGGAUGUUAAACAUUGCAGGAAGCGGUUUUCAUCUGCUGUCAAGAAGUUUAAAGCACAACAAGGGUCUGUGCUUCAGUUUGGCUUUAUGGCACCACCUUGUUUGUUGUGAACAUGGAUCAAAGCCGUAUGUUCCACGUGUUGCACACAUUUAAUUUGUGUCUGUGUUUCUAAUUCAACCAAACUGAACAAAAACUGUCACUGUGUUUGGUUGUUUAGAUAUACAGUGCUUCAAAAUGUCCGCUGUAUUAUGGAGAAAGUCCUACCUUUGUGUCAAUGUAUUUUGGGAAUUUUUUUUUUACGUGUCCAUUCCAGCAACUUUUGACCUUGAAGUUAGUCCUAGUCACAUGAUUUUAUGCUAAACAUUUGAUUUGCUCCUGACAAUAAAAUGAAGUCAACGAUAUAACAGCUUUGAGAGCAGUCAACAGACUGAGUUUUCACACAUUUGUGUGUUGUUGAGGGUGCAUGGUGUGAGAUAUUGGGUGAAUAUGGGACAUAAUAGUGCCUCUUAUUUGUGCAAUAGGUGAUAGACAACCUUUGAAGAAAAAAAGAAAUGAACACAAUGCAGUGAGGUACCGUGGGAUAAGAAACACGGCACAAGCAGUUGCACCAGUAAUGUUUUCUUCUUGGGUUGGAAAAAUUAAGUUUAAGUGAGUCACUUUUUAUUUUGCCUGCUGCCCACACAUGUGCACAUAGAUGACACGCAUGUUGGCAAAUGGCAGCGGUGUCUAAAAUUGGCCAUUGUGUGGAAAGUACAUGGCUGUAUGUGUCGAUUUAGCUCAGACUUUGACAAGAUAUUUAUGAUUUGUUAUUACUGCAACUUAAGAUGUAUAUAAAAUGUAAAUAAACCAAUAUUUAAUCUUG